AUGGAUAAUUUACUCAUUGACACACUUGCUGAGCAGGUCAACCUUGGAAAUAAGGUCGACAAAAGUUUCAAAUCAUCGACUUACACUGCAGCGGCCCAUGCUAUUAGCACUAAGCUGAAAACAAUCAAGCAAAAUUUUGCAAUAUUGAAAAACCUUUUGAAUCAAAGUGGCUUUGCGUGGAAUGAUUCAACCAAGACAAUAGAUGCUACACCUGAUGUUUGGGCUACAUAUAUCGAGGAGUUAAAUAAGCAAGAUGCAAUUUCUGCAACUGCAACUAGUGCAACACCGAAUGUUGAGCAUGUGUUUGAUGAUAUUGAUGAGGCUGAGAAUUUUGAAGAUCCUAACCUUCAAGCAAGGCCGGUGGAGGCACGUAGUUUUGCAGAAGGAAGAGUUUUAGGAAAACGGAAGUCAUAUGCUUCAAUUGUUUCUGAACAAGUGCAAGACAUUGCUACACAUCUCGGGAAAGUUGCAUCUGCAGUUGAGAGAAUGUUUGGUUUAUUUAGCAAGGAAAAGGUGUAUGUCGAUGUUAUGAGCCUAUAA
This is a messenger RNA of Nelumbo nucifera (sacred lotus), 540 nucleotides long. Lineage: Eukaryota; Viridiplantae; Streptophyta; Magnoliopsida; Proteales; Nelumbonaceae. The record is from RefSeq and is a predicted model, not a curated record.